Huiozyma naganishii CBS 8797 is the source of this 489-nucleotide messenger RNA. RefSeq lists its product as uncharacterized. The transcript has a single exon. The record is from RefSeq and is a predicted model, not a curated record. The coding region runs from base 1 to 489 and encodes 162 amino acids. Lineage: Eukaryota; Fungi; Ascomycota; Saccharomycetes; Saccharomycetales; Saccharomycetaceae.
AUGUGCAAUACAGAGGAGCAUAACAUUGAGACUGCUAAUGCGGAGGACUCUGAGGAGCGGAGGGAGAGUCGGGCCCAGUUCCAGGAACUGUUUGAGCAGUUUGGCAGGAACAACCCGCAGUUCAACCCUGAGCUGAUUGAGCUGUUCCAAAACAUGCUCUCGCCGCUGCUACAAUCCCAGUGGCACCCAGAGGACAGGGAGAAGGGCUGCUCGCAGGAAUUCAUCGAUUCUUUGCCCCGCGUCCCGAGAAAUAAGGUGCCCCUGACAGACACCUGCUCGAUCUGCUUCGAGCGGUUCGGCAACGACAACUACCCGCUGCUCGCGCAGCUGCCCCACUGCGGCCACAUCUUCGACCUGCAGUGCAUCUCCAUGUGGCUUUCGAACCAGGUGACGUGCCCGAUGUGCAGGGACGUCGUGAACGGUCACAAAGUACAGGAUUUGGACACCUCCAAGGCAGAGCUCGAGGAGGAUUGGGGCAUGUACGGGUGA